CGUGACCUUAGAGGCGCGCUUAGAUGAAUUUAUUGAAUUUAAAAGCUCGCUAAUAGACGAGCAUAGAACAUGAACGAAAAAUAACAAACGGUUCCCCCCUCGGUCCGUUCGGGUUGAGUGAAGGGGCAUGAUGGAGUGGGUUCAGUUCGUCGAUAGCCAUUCCACCAGGGGGAUGUAACUGGAAGUGCUGCUGCAGUGCAAUGAAUUGUCUGGUGUUGUUUGGCGUGCUUUUGAUCAGCCACCAGUUCUCGGUGGGACUUCUGCUGAAGCGGUACAGUUGUGAUAACUACGUGCUGUCCUGGUGCCAACUACACAAUGUUACGAUCCAGUCAGAUCGGGACCUUCAGAUGGUUGAAUUCCCUAAGGUGCUACAGAUAGGGUUCCUCAACGGAUCGAUACCGCAUUUUUCGCAUCUCAUGAAUCUGGGCCUGUUCAAAGCCGGUGUCCUGAGGGUCUUCGCACGUGGCACGAAGAUCAGUCGACUCACGCUUCCGAAUACGAUCGAACAGCUGUACUUCAGAGAUAACGACAUCAUCUCGGUGGAUAUUGAACCCAAAACCAAGUAUUCAAUGAAAUACCUGAGGAUUCACAUAAACAAACUACGAGAUAUCUCAAAUCUCAGGUCCCUCGUCAACCUCGUAGAAUUAAACCUGUGUGACAACUUGAUCGAGCACGUGUCUUUCGACACAUUCGCCGGCAUGACGUAUCUCAAGCAGCUGCUCCUGUGUGGAAACCGCAUCAAAACCAUCUCCACAGCGCUCAACAUUAACCUGCCCAAUCUCUAUCAUCUGGAUCUGUCCGGUAAUUUCCUGUUCAACGGAACCUUUCUCGCGCGGUGGUACUUCCCCCGUCUCGGGAACUUCUCCCUCCGGGACAACCUCCUGACCCGGCUGGACGUGCGGAUGUUCUCCGAUCGCUUCACGCUCCUGAAGAUUCUCGACGUCGAGCACAACCCACUGGACUGUGAUACGUACCAACAGCUGCUCAAGUUGGUCCAUCAGCGCAAAAUAAUCUACAAUGUCGACAAGCGGGUCUGCGCCAUUCCGCCGACCAUCCUGCCUAGGUUCAUUCCCACCGGGAACGAACUGGACGCGGCCCAAGGCGGCGGUGAUCUGCACCAGCAGAUAAAACAGCUCAAGGAACGCAUCUAUCAACAGGUGAAGAUCAUUAAUAGCCAACGGAUCGAAAUCCAGCAGCUUCAGGCCAACCUGAGCUCGCUGAUGGAGCAGUUCGAUCUGGUGGCCGAUACGGCGGCGCAUGUAAAUGAUCCGUUCUAAACUUAGUAGAGGAAGACGGGGUAAGACCGCCACCCUAAGCCAAAAAAAUCAUAACUAGAAACUGACAAUGAAUUACACUAAUUUUAACACAGCAUAUCUUUUUUCAAAGUGUUAGGUAUGCAAGAAAAUUAUCUUACGAUUCGUGCUGUUGAAACUUUUAUAAUUUUGAGCCAUUUGAAAAUGUGAUUAAAAAAGCGCUUAAUUUUUUGACGGCGGGGUAAGACGGCCCACCAAAGGGGUAAGAAGGACCAUCACGUUUUUUUUAAAUAAUUCUGAUUAGAAAUGUUUGAAUUCCAUACGUUGUAAUGAGAUAUGACUCCCUUAAGUUCUUCACAGGGGAAAUUAGUUCACAUAAUUGUUUAAAGGCUACCAUUUAUUGUUUUUAUUGGGACACUGUAAAUAUGAAUGCUCCAGCACCCAUUAUUAUCACAAAAAUGUUGUUUCUGGUCACGUUCAGCACAAACAACUCAAACAUGAGUUUAUUUUUGUGAAAUGGCAUAUUUUUCACAAUCAAUUUUCGUUAUAUUGGGUUGCAGCUAUUUUGUUCUAUGAACUGGGGGGGUGGCCGUCUUACCCCGUUCAAGGUGGUCGCUUUUACCCCACUUGGGCAGAUUUUACUUAUGAGGCUAGGUCCUAACGAUUUUUUUUUCAAUCUCAAUCCCGCUCCUCUUAUGCUUUGGUGACAUUCCUGGUAAGUUAUGAGCUGGUUAUUUUUUUGGUUUGAAAACGUUUUCCGAAUAAAAAACCUUAAGGUUAUAUGCGACAAAUUUAGAUCAAAAACAUCAUCAUGAAGCAAAAUUUUUGUUUUGAUUAUUUGUUUUGAAAUUCUCAAUGUAAACAUUGCAAAAAAUGGCUCAAAAUGACAAAUCCUGUACUUGACCAGAGUACUGGGUGAAAGUUUAAAGAAAACGGCAUUUUCAUGUUGAACAGCAGGUGGUCCGUCUUACCCCGGCGGGUCUUCUUACCCCGUCUUCCCCUAUAGUGAUGCAUGUUUUUUUUCGCGUUUGCGGAAUGAUUUGCGAGAGUGUUUAUGCGAUUAUUUGAUUGUACUUAAGCGUGUCCGGUGAGUGUCUAAACAAACAAACAAACAUGUUUCGAGGAUGGAGUGGAAUAAAGAUUGUUGUGUUUAA
This is a messenger RNA of Aedes albopictus (Asian tiger mosquito), 2407 nucleotides long. Its product is annotated as insulin-like growth factor-binding protein complex acid labile subunit. The record is from RefSeq and is a predicted model, not a curated record. NCBI's taxonomy places the organism in Eukaryota, Metazoa, Arthropoda, Insecta, Diptera, Culicidae. Gene Ontology annotation, cellular component: plasma membrane. Gene Ontology annotation, molecular function: protein binding. Bases 201 to 1277 code for a protein of 358 amino acids. The transcript has 2 exons.